GUGCUGCAAUAUUUGAUAUGUGCCCUUGCACGGGGCCACCAUUGGAGAGGCUCUCACAGGAUCAGCUCUGACUAGCUCCAAGCAUGAGACACUUAAUGAAUCUUCAGCGGCUGGCUGUCCGCUCCUUCAGCGUGACACCCAGGCAGAUGAAGAACAAGGUUCCAGAGUACCAGAAGUUCUUCCAGGCGGACAACGGCCUACCUGUCCACAUCAAAGGAGGGAGCACAGAUGUCAUACUCUACCGCAUCACCAUGGGAAUCACACUUGCUGGAACAUGUUUCUCCUUGUACUGGCUUCUUGUUGCCUGUCAGCCCAGGAAUAAAUAGGGGAGAAUGAAACAUUGCUCAACUGCGUUUGUAAUCACGACUUUUCUAAAUAAUAAAGACAGUAUAUAAACAUA
Molecule: messenger RNA, 400 nt
Organism: Megalops cyprinoides (Indo-Pacific tarpon)
Lineage: Eukaryota; Metazoa; Chordata; Actinopteri; Elopiformes; Megalopidae
Product: cytochrome c oxidase subunit 7A2, mitochondrial-like
Exons: 4
Coding region: 84-326 (80 amino acids)
Biological process (GO): mitochondrial respirasome assembly; regulation of oxidative phosphorylation; mitochondrial electron transport, cytochrome c to oxygen
Source: RefSeq, a predicted model, not a curated record